Messenger RNA from Morus notabilis, 1762 nucleotides. RefSeq lists its product as uncharacterized. Gene Ontology annotation, biological process: rRNA base methylation. Gene Ontology annotation, cellular component: cytoplasm. The record is from RefSeq and is a predicted model, not a curated record. The transcript has 4 exons. Gene Ontology annotation, molecular function: rRNA (uridine-N3-)-methyltransferase activity. Bases 125 to 1477 code for a protein of 450 amino acids. Lineage: Eukaryota; Viridiplantae; Streptophyta; Magnoliopsida; Rosales; Moraceae.
UCAUUGCAAUCAAACGUUUUUCUCUUCUUCUUCUUCUUUUUCUUCUUCUUCCUCUUCUCUUUUCGGCACUAAAAGCUCAGCUUCUCCAUCUUUUCAAGCCAAAAAAACAAAAGAGAAACUAAUAAUGAGGAUAGAACAUUAUAGCAGCUCUCAGGAGAUACUGCUGGUUGGGGAGGGUGACUUUUCAUUUUCUGCGUGUUUAGCUACAGCGUUUGGCUCCGCGGUCAACAUGGUCGCCACUUCUUUGGAUUCUGAAGAGACUUUGUUGAGAAAGUAUGGGAGCUGUGAAGAGCAUUUGGUGGACUUGAAGAAAAGAGGGUGCCUAGUGCUGCAUGAAGUAGAUGUGCAUGACAUGAACAGACAUCGGAAGCUAAAAAGCCUGAAAUUUGAUGUUAUCAUCUUCAACUUUCCCCAUGCUGGUCAUGUCUCUUGGCUAUGCGAGACAGACGGCAUUCUUAUAGAGAGACACAAGAAUUUACUAAGAGCAUUCUUUGGAAGUGCGAGUGGAAUGGUGAAAGAAGAUGGGGAGGUUCAUGUCACGCAUAGGGAUGACUACCCUUACAACUUAUGGGAAGUGGAAAAGCAAGCUCAAAGGGCAGGUUUUGUUUUGAAAGAGAAAGUUGAGUUUGUGAAACAAAACUAUCCCGGCUACCAUCAUAAGAGAGGCGGUUUUAUUGAGGGCAACAAGAAGUUCCCUCUCGAGGACCCUUUCACCUUCAAAUUUUAUCUUGAUUGCCGAAAAACGACAUCUAGUAUCACUACUGUUUCUGGAAAUAGUAACCACAAUAGGAGACACAGAGACUGUAGUGGUGUUAUCCAAAGCAACAAAGAGUCUACUCUUGAAGUUGAGGCUGAACACCGCCCCUCCAAGUUCUCUCUUGCUCAUCAAGAAACGACAUCAACGGGUAGUAAUAUUAGUAGCAAAAGUGUUACUCUCAAGGAUGACCCCUACACCCCCAAGUCUUCUCUUGAUCAUCAUGGAACUACAUCAACGAGUAGUAAUAUUAGUAACAAAAUUGCCCCCAAGUUGUCUCCUGAUCAUCAAGGAACGACGUUAACAUGUACAAGUAACAAAGACGUUACUCUCAAGGCCGACCCCUUCACCACCUAUCCUCUUCUUGAUCAUCAACGAACGACAUCAACGUGUACUAGCAAUAAAAAUGUUACUCUCAAGGACGCUUUCACCUCUAAAUUAUCUCCUCCUGAUCAAGAAACUACAUUACAGAGUACUAGGAUUUCUCGUCGUCCUCAAAUGCCAAUUGGUCAUGGUACCGAGCGUCAUAAUAUCCAUCAUGAAGAGACAAAUUAUAACAAUAUGGUCGUCAGAGAAAUUGUUGAUGAUGUGAGAGAGAUUUUAGCUUUCUUUAGGCUAUGGGCGGGGUGCGUGCUUGGACUCAUAGUUAAGCUAGCUAUAGCAACUUUUUUCAUUUCUUUUUUUUUUAUUAUUUUUACUAUUUUAUUUUAUUCAUUAUUUUGAAAGAGGAUAUGAGGAUUAGUGUGUGAUGAUCAUAAAGCCAAAAGCUAUACUAGGACAAGAGGGCAAGUUUAUAGUGAGCAGUGUUACUCUCAUUAAAUCCCUUCUGAAACCAAUUGUAAGGCUAAAUGAACUUCCCAACCACUCGUAUAUGUAUCCUUAAAUUUUAAGUUUUAACCCUUGGUGUUAGGGAGGAGUUGAGAAAAUCUUCUACAACGACAAGGGGACAAGUACUUAAUUAGGGGACAAGUACUAAUAUAACUAAUAAAUUAAGAACAUUAUUUUAUG